CCAGUGAGCCUCACGCUCAAACUCUCCAACACCACUUUAGGUAUUUUGAGUCCUGUUCAGAUGUCACAGAGUUCCAACCUGAGACGACUCCAACUCUUCUAAAUACUCUCAUUGAACUGUUUCUGAUGUAGUUGCCUCAGAUCACAAACAUACGCACAAAAAUAAGACUUGUACAAACAAUCAUUUGGACUCCAGGUAGAAGUUGAAAAAUAUAUUUAUAAUUAGGAUCCCUGGGAUGAUGUUGUGCUCUCGUUUACGUCCAUCACUCCCCGGCAUCUUACCGCUGAGGCUUCUGGGUACUACAGCCUCCAGGGCGAUAGCAGUCAAGCAACCUGAAGUUCUGUCAGGGACCUUAGCCUUUGAGGAUCCCGACGCCUUCAGGGUGAAGAGUCUGGGCGAGCUGCUUCGUGCUCUGGGGGUCUUCCGCCUUUGCUCCAUCCCUGUGUUGGUCAACAACUGUGGAAAGCUGAUGUCUCUAACACGCAAAGUGUUGGGAAGGCGAGGCUUCUCGCUGCUGCUGAAGCCCACGGUUUACGCUCAGUUUGUAGCUGGAGAGACUGAGGUGGAGAUCUCUCAGUCCAUGGGGAAGAUGAGUUUCCUAGGACUGAGGCCGAUGCUGGCUGUCCCUAUAGAGGAAGACCUCGGAGAGAGUACUGGAGAGAAAAGAUAUGAGGAGAACAUGGAGACCAUGCUGGAAUGUGUGCGGAUGUCCCACUGCAACGCUUGGAGCAAAGACCCGAUGGUGCAGCUGAAGAUCACGGCCCUGCUCAGCCCAGAGCUGUGUGUGAAACUUACAACCCUCAUUGCCCAGCAACCGUACGAUCUGAGUCUUCUGGUGAGGGCGCUGGAUGGAGAACCGAUCACCUUCAGCGGCUUAGAUGAAAAGGACACAGCCCAUCUCCUGUGUGGUUUGAGAAGACUCAACAAAGUAGCAACGGCGAGUGAAAAAAAAGUCAGACUCCUGGUUGAUGCAGAGUACACCUACAUGAACCCCGGCCUUUCUCUUGUUACCAUGGCGAUGAUGAAGAAGUUCAACAAGGACGGUGUCUGGAUCUGGAACACGUAUCAGUGUUAUUUGAAGGAGUCCCGGUCUCUCCUGCUGGGAGCUCUACGUCUGUCCGAGAGCGAAGGUUUCUGUCUGGGAGUUAAGCUCGUACGAGGAGCCUACAUGGACAAAGAGAGAAGACUGGCGGAGGAGGAGGCUCGUGAGGACCCCGUCCACCAGAGCUGGGAGGACACAAAUGACAGUUAUAAUGGCUCCCUGGAUGAGAUGCUGAAAGCUAUUUCACAGAAACCAGAGAACUACAGGAUCAUAGUGGCCAGUCACAACGAGGAGUCGGUGAAACGAGCUGCCAAACGGAUGGAAGAGCUGGAUAUAGACAGAGAUGGAGGCUCCGUGUGUUUUGGGCAGCUUUUCGGGAUGUGUGAUCACGUCUCCCUCACACUGGCGAAGCAAGGCUACGCCGUAUACAAGUCAGUGCCUUACGGCUCAGUGGACGACACACUCCCCUACCUGGUGCGCCGGGCUGAAGAGAAUCGCACAGUGUUGCAGGGAAUCCGCAAAGAGAGGGAUCUAUUGAGGAAAGAGCUCAAGCAGAGAUUGGGACUGAUUCUGAAGCGUGGCAGCUAAUAACAGAUCACCUGUGCAGGUGGACAGAGGACAAGGAACAACUCUGCACAAAAGAUAGAAAAAAGAAGGCCACAUGGGAACCGCUGAUCUGAUCUAUGCGGCCUUACAUUUAUAAAUAUGUGCAUUAAAAGCUAGCUAUGACUGCCAGAUGAUGGUGAAGAAUGUCCAUACAUCAUGUUCAUUACAGAAAGUGCUUUUCAUCACUACUGUUGAGUAAUCUUGAACCAUGAUUUCAUUUCAAGUGACAAGAAUUUAUGAUCUGCUGGUCUUGCAGGUUGUGUGAAGUCUGCACACCACAUUUAAGCUUUUUUGUUGCUGUGAAUUAAAACGUUUUGCUCUUUUACCGUUUAUAAUAAUUAGCUGAAGUAUUACUGAUUGUAUCUUCUGCUCUGGUGCAUCAACAAACACAACUGUUCAUUCUGAAAAACCAGUUCAGAAACCAGAAGCAACUGUUAUUUCAUGAAAGGAUAAAAGGUGUUUAUAUCAAAGCUGAAAAGGUUUCAUGGUUUAAUUUUGACUUUAAUUAAAACUGUGAAAUAUGCUGGCAUAAUUUAUGAUCCAGUUCCUUUAUUAUAGUAGUAAUAAUAGUAUAAUAGUUGUAAAGGUUGUUCUGCACCUUCCUUUAAUUUCUGACAAACUAUACUCUGAAGAUACUCCUUA
Molecule: messenger RNA, 2290 nt
Organism: Cololabis saira (Pacific saury)
Lineage: Eukaryota; Metazoa; Chordata; Actinopteri; Beloniformes; Belonidae
Gene: prodh2
Product: proline dehydrogenase 2
Exons: 11
Coding region: 236-1630 (464 amino acids)
Cellular component (GO): mitochondrion
Molecular function (GO): FAD binding; proline dehydrogenase activity
Source: RefSeq, a predicted model, not a curated record